Molecule: messenger RNA, 1774 nt
Organism: Chaetomium fimeti
Lineage: Eukaryota; Fungi; Ascomycota; Sordariomycetes; Sordariales; Chaetomiaceae
Product: H(+)-myo-inositol cotransporter
Exons: 4
Coding region: 188-1714 (508 amino acids)
Biological process (GO): carbohydrate transport; transmembrane transport
Cellular component (GO): membrane
Molecular function (GO): carbohydrate:proton symporter activity
Source: RefSeq, a predicted model, not a curated record
GGGAGAGACAUCGAUUGCCACGGCGAAAUGUGCCAAACUUGUCUGCGAAGGCCAAUUGUAAAUUUGUAAUCUACCUAGGUCCUGUCCUCCACCCGGAGGUCUUCUUCUUUCCCUCCCUCCUCACUUCCCACGCACAACAACCCCAGACUCUCAUCCUCCGCCCGAUCCAGCGCACUCCUACCGGCCAAUGCAGGCCUCCAAUCUUCUGCGGCGGCCUCCGGGCUACGUCGUGUCCAGCAUUCUCUGUUCCUUGAGUGGUUUCUCCUUCGGAAUUGAAACGAGCAUCAUCGGCCCCAUCCUCGUCAUGGACGACUUCAGGCGUACCAUUGGCGGCAGCUCUAACCCCACAGUCCAGGGGCUCAUCGUCUCGUCCCUCAUCUUGGCCGCCGCCGUCUCGUCCAUGGUGGCCGGCAGACUGGCUGAUGGCGUCGGCCGCGUUCGCGGCAUCGCCAUAGGCACUGCCAUUUUUGCCGUUGGUGCUGCUCUUCAAGCCGGCUCCGUCAAUCUCGCAAUGUUUAUUGUUGGCCGUCUCAUCGAAGGUGUCGGCGAGGGCCUUUAUGUUGGCCCAAUGAUCGUCUAUAUCACCGAAAUAUCGACUCCCCAACAUCGAGCCACUCUUACCACCGCACCUCAGCUGCUGCAUACAUUCGGACUUGUCGUUGGCUACUUCGCCUGCUACGGGACCGCCAACAUGACAUCCUCGUUUUCUUGGCGUUUGCCGCUGAUUAUCCACACCGCUUAUUCGGUUGCAUUCACUGUCAUGGCCCUUGUUGUCCUCCCCGAGUCUCCCCGAUGGCUGACGCUCCGGGGACGGGGAAAUGAGACUGCUGCUAUCUGGGACAGGCUCGGAGUGGACCCGGCUGACCGAGAGAAAAUUGUCGGUCAAUUACCCGUUGCCAACUCCUCUUCGGACGGGGGAAGUGCUGUGGGCGGGCAGAGCGAAGCAAAGAUCGAAGAGAAAGAGACACCAGGCAGACCGGGCGAGGUGAAGAAGACAACCGAUGAACCGACACAAGCACAAGUGACUAUCCUGGAGACUUUGUUGGAUCCCAAUACCAGGCCGCAGCUUCUGGCCGGCCUUUUCCUCAUGGGUAUGGUCCAGAUGAGUGGUAUUGAUGGUGUUCUAUUUUAUGCACCUCUCGUCUUCAAGCAGGCAGGCUUGUCGUCAAACGAAUCCAGCUUCCUCGCGUCCGGGGUAUCAGGUCUGGUCAUCUUCGCCGUCACGAUCCCCGCCACCAUCUGGGCCGAUAGCUGGGGCCGGCGACCCAGCUUGAUUCUCGGCGGUCUCUCCAUGGCUGUCCUCAUGUUCCUCAUCGGUGGCCUCUAUGCCGGCCAGACGGUCCACGAGGGCGUGGGGGCGGGUCGCUGGGUCGUCAUUGUGGCCAUCUACAUCUACAUUAUUAUUUUCUGUAUCAGCUGGGCCAUCCACGUCAAGGUUUUUGCCGCCGAAAUCCAACCCAAAAGAACGCGGGCGACGGCCACAGGCAUGGCAUAUGUGAGCUACAGCCUAACCAACUUCCUCGUCGCCCUCAUCGUCCCCAUCAUGCUCGCCGCUACGGACUCGGGCGCAUACUUCCUGUUUGGAGGUUGUUUGCUGCUCACGGCGGUCGUCUGCUUUUUAUACAUGCCGGAAACUCGGGGGAGGAGUUUGGAGAAGAUUGAGGAGAGCUUUCAUCAAAAGAGACACUUCCCGGGAGUACGACGAUACCGUUAGGUUUUGCUUAUAGUAUUCUAGCUUCUGUCAAUGAACAUAAAAGAUUGGUGCAGCCUUGAA